GCUCGGGGCCGACAGUGUUCCGGAAGAGUCCCGCGCACGUUUAGACUCUUGGGAGUUGUAGUACGAAUCCGGUCAGGGUUGGAACCAUGUCGGUGGCCAAGGAGCUCUUACAGAUGGACCUGUACGCGCUGCUAGGCAUUGAGGAGAAGGCGGCGGACAAAGAGGUGAAGAAGGCAUAUAGGCAGAAGGCCCUCUCCUGCCAUCCAGACAAAAAUCCGGAUAAUCCCAGAGCAGCUGAACUCUUCCACCAGCUUUCUCAGGCCUUGGAGGUACUGACUGAUGCGGCAGCCAGGGCCGCGUAUGACAAGAUCAGGAAAGCCAAGAAGCAGGCAGCAGAGAGGACCCAGAAACUAGAUGAGAGAAGGAAGAAAGUGAAGCUGGACCUGGAGGCCCGGGAGCGGCAGGCUCAGGCCCAGGACGAGGAGGAGGAGGAGAGCCGGAGCACCAGGACACUAGAGCAGGAGAUCGAGCGCCUGCGAGAAGAAGGUUCCCGGCAGCUGGAAAAACAGCAGAGGCUGAUGCAGGAGCAGAUACGCCAGGAACGGGAGCAGAGGUUGAGAGGAAAGGCAGAAAAUCCUGAAGGCAAAGGAACUCCCAAGCUAAAGCUAAAAUGGAAGUGCAGAGAGGACGGGUCAAAAGGCGGCUACUCCAGAGAUGUCCUCCUGCAGCUUCUUCAAAAGUACGGAGAGGUGCUCAACCUGGUACUGUCCAGCAAGAAGGCAGGCACCGCCGUGGUGGAGUUUGCGACCAUCAAGGCUGCGGAGCUGGCUGUCCAGAAUGAAGUGGGCCUGGUUGAUAAUCCUCUGAAGAUUUCCUGGUUGGAGGGACGGCCCCAGGGCAAGGACGGCCCCAGCCACCCAGGACUGUCACAGGCUGAGGUUGACUGAGGCUGUGUGUGGGGCAGGGCUUCCUUCUCCUGUGACCUCAGCAGGAGCCGGUCCACAGGCAGAUGGACAGCUGGGAGGGCGCAGUGCCCCCGCCCCCACCUGGCAGAGCAGAGCGGGUUUCUAAACCUCUGACAACUCCCCUUCCCUGGAAACCUGUGAGGAGUGGAAGCUGGGGCAGAGGCUGAGAGGACACGAAGGGAAAGCUGAACCGGCGCUGGCUGGAGAGGGAGGGGAGGUUCUGGUUGGGAUGGUUGAGGAGCUGGUCCGGAGGCCCACGGUCGGCUUGCUCCGAAGGAGCAUGAUGAACUGGGCUUGCAGGUCCUCCCCGGUCCUUCUCCUCCUGGGCACCGUUCUUCUCGACUCUUGACUAGCUCUGCCCAGGCCCUGCCCUCCUUCUCCCUCCUCUGUCCCCAGGGCUCAGUGGUGUCCGAGAGGGACUACGAAAGCCUCGUCAUGAUGCGCCUGCGCCAAGCAGCUGAGCGGCAGCAGCUGAUCGCCCAGAUGCAGC
Messenger RNA from Myotis davidii, 1395 nucleotides. RefSeq names its product DnaJ heat shock protein family (Hsp40) member C17 (gene DNAJC17). Gene Ontology annotation, molecular function: RNA binding. Gene Ontology annotation, cellular component: spliceosomal complex. Lineage: Eukaryota; Metazoa; Chordata; Mammalia; Chiroptera; Vespertilionidae. Gene Ontology annotation, biological process: spliceosomal complex disassembly. The record is from RefSeq and is a predicted model, not a curated record. The transcript is spliced from 11 exons. The coding region runs from base 87 to 887 and encodes 266 amino acids.